Molecule: messenger RNA, 954 nt
Organism: Lactuca virosa
Lineage: Eukaryota; Viridiplantae; Streptophyta; Magnoliopsida; Asterales; Asteraceae
Source: the annotation of a GenBank genome assembly
AUGGCUUCAAGACUAAACCUAGCCACUAUAGAGAACCUCCCAAGCGAAGUUUUAUCAGACAUAUUCAUCCAGUUAAUUGCCAAACAGCUUGCUCAAAUGAGGUGCGUUUGUAAAGAUUGGAAUGCUCUGUUAUCUGAUUCCUCCUUUGUAAAAUCCCACCUCCAGCGUUCUAUCCAUCACAAUGAUGAGAUUCUCUUGUUCUUCCGUGAGGGACUUUCUUUUGACUUUAGUUCAUUCACAGCACGACCCUCUCAUUCACCCGAUCUCGAACUGACCAAUUUCAUUAAACCUCCAUUUAAUCCUCAAUCUAAAGAUAGUAGGGGUGGUAUCAUUGGAUCUGUGAAUGGCUUAAUAUGCUACUAUUACAAAUCAUAUGAUGAUGAUUAUGUCGUUCACGUAUGCAAUCCUUCUCUCUCCGCCAUGCUAACUCUCCCACCAUGUCUUGUGCCCUUUAAUAAAUCAAGCGAAGUCCAUUUCCGGUUUGGGUUUGAUCCCAAAACUGAUGAUUACAAACUUGUGAAGCUUACAAGCUAUCCUCGAGAAUCCAAAAUGGUACCUCAAGCUGAGGUUUAUAGUAUGAGAAAAGGUACAUGGGAGUUAAUAUCUCAAAGAUUUCCAUCACACGUUACAAUAAUUUCCACUCGAGAUGAAGUUUGCACAGAUGGCCAUGAUGGCCAUUGUCAUUGGCUUGGUUAUACUGAUGUCGGGUGGAAGAAAGAAACGAUAGUGGCAUUUGAUUUGGAUUUGGAGACAUUCCGAAUGAUACCUCUUCCAGAUUCUGUAGUAGAUUACUAUAGUUUCUGCAUGAAUAUUAUGAAUGUUGUAGGAGUUUUACCCGGAAAACUUUGUGUAAUGUCAAAGGCAUAUCUUGAAUGUGAGGUGUGGGUGAUGGAUGAGUAUGGGGUGGCUGAAUCAUGGGUUAAACAUCAUAUGCAUUUUCACAGAGAAGUGUAA